Camarhynchus parvulus is the source of this 2177-nucleotide messenger RNA. RefSeq names its product chromodomain Y like 2 (gene CDYL2). The record is from RefSeq and is a predicted model, not a curated record. Gene Ontology annotation, molecular function: transcription corepressor activity. Lineage: Eukaryota; Metazoa; Chordata; Aves; Passeriformes; Thraupidae. The coding region runs from base 247 to 1770 and encodes 507 amino acids. Gene Ontology annotation, cellular component: nucleus. The transcript is spliced from 7 exons.
GCGCCGGCCCCGCCGCCGCGGGGGAGACGCGGCUCCCGGCGCUGUGCGCCCGAGCUGCUGCUGCUGCUGGUUACGCCAGCCCCGCCGCCUGCCUCUCCGCUCUCCUCGCCUCUGAUUCUGCGCACAGCCAGCCCCAAAGCCUGUCAUUCUGCAAAACACAGUUUACUCAACAGAGAGAGCGAGUGGGGGAGCGGGAGAGGUGGAGAGAGGGAGACGGCGCGGAGGAGCCCAGUCCCGCACCCCAGCAUGGCUUCGGGGGACCUUUACGAGGUAGAGAGGAUUGUAGACAAAAGGAAGAACAAGAAGGGCAAAUGGGAAUAUCUCAUUAGGUGGAAAGGCUAUGGGAGCAAUGAAGACACCUGGGAACCUGAACACCACCUACUCCAUUGUGAGGAAUUUAUUGAUGAGUUCAACAGACUGCACGUUACCAGAGAGAAGCGCUCCAGGCAUGGCAAACAGGGCAGCACUCCCAAACUGCUGCGGGAAAGCCGAGGCUCAUCUGUUGAGAAAAUAUCACAUAGACCUUCUGAAUCUGGGAAGUCUAAAGGAUCAACACACAAAAGGAAGAGAAUUAAUCCAUCUCAUCAAAAACAGAAACGAGGAUAUGCAGCAAAGCCAGGAUCUGCAAAUGACAGGGCUGCUAAAACUGUGACUUACCGAACUACUCCCAGCGGUUUACAGAUUAUGCCACUGAAAAAGCCACAUAAUGGUCUGCAGAAUGGAGAUGGCAGCCAUGAGAAAGAUUCUAGACAUUUUGGGAAUGGCUCACAGCAGCAAAAUGUGGAUAUAAAUGAUCACGAAGGAGAACAAAACUUGCCCAGCGUGUUGGAAGUCAGUAACAAUUCCCCUGUGGUGAAUGGAAUUGGUUCUUCUCUGGCCAAUGGAAGCUUGAAUCUACACAGCACUGUGAAAAGGAAACUUGAUGGAGAGAAAGAUUAUGUGUUCGAUAAGAGACUGAGAUACAGCGUGCGCCAAAAUGAAAGUAACUGUCGCUUCAGGGACAUUGUGGUCCGGAAAGAAGAUGGUUUCACACAUAUUUUGCUGUCGAGUCAGACUUCAGAGAACAAUGCACUGACCCCAGAGAUCAUGAAGGAAGUUCGGAGAGCAUUGUGCAAUGCAUCAGCUGAUGACAGUAAACUCUUACUUCUCAGCGCAGUGGGAAGUGUAUUCUGUAGUGGCCUAGAUUACUCAUAUUUAAUUGGCAGGUUAUCCAAUGACAGAAGAAAGGAAAGCACUAGGAUUGCAGAAGCUAUAAGGGAUUUUGUAAAAGCUUUUAUUCAAUUUAAGAAGCCAAUUGUGGUUGCUAUCAACGGCCCUGCUCUGGGGUUAGGAGCUUCUAUUUUACCACUCUGUGAUAUCGUUUGGGCAAGUGAGAAGGCUUGGUUUCAGACACCAUAUGCAACAAUCCGACUCACUCCAGCUGGCUGCUCAUCAUACACAUUCCCACAAAUUCUGGGUGUUGCACUGGCAAAUGAAAUGUUGUUCUGUGGGAGAAAGCUGACAGCACAGGAAGCCUGCAGCAGAGGACUGGUGUCACAAGUAUUUUGGCCAACAACAUUUAGCCAAGAAGUGAUGCUACGAGUGAAAGAAAUGGCAUCCUGCAGUGCAGUGGUAUUGGAAGAGUCCAAAUGUCUCGUGCGGAGCUUCCUGAAAUCCGGACUUGAAGAGGUGAACGAGAAGGAGUGUCAGAUGUUAAAACAGCUGUGGAGUUCUUCCAAAGGACUGGAUUCAUUAUUCAGCUACUUGCAAGACAAAAUUUAUGAAGUCUGAUAUCUUGGCCUAACUUAAAGAGAAAUUGCUCCAGUUGUGACCAGAGUCAGACAUGACCAUGUUUGAGAAGCAGAGGCAAUGCAUCAGUGAGGAAUUUGUGACAGUGAUCCCAAUGCCUGUGGCUGUGUGAGCUGCACAGCUGCUUGUAGCUGGUUUGAUUUUGUGUAACCAAGACGUGGGCAGGCGUUCAGUGCACGUAACCUGUGCAGAGGCUGCAUCUUUCACAUUGCUCAUCCACAUCCAACUCUACAUUCCAUGUGCUGAGAAGCACCACUGAGGCCCAGCAAGGCUCACCCACCUGUAAGGGUUUAUUUUAUCUGUCCUUCUUAACUUAUUCUUGCUGUUGCAGCACAUCUGGGCUGACACAGAGGGCUCAGUCUAAAAUCCGGGUCAGCACGACCUUUGGU